AUGUCAAGCUGUUUGACAGUCUUAGUCAGGGAGAUCACGUGUGGCAUGAUGAUGUGUUGGAAGUCAGCGGAUGGUGGGAAGGCGAUGUUGGUGAUGGUCCCCUUGAAGGCUGAAGUCAAGUCUCCGAGAACUCAAGCUACCUCUUCACGGGCGAGGAACGCAUCUUCAUUGAGGAAGAAGCCAAAGCUCCCAGUAGGAGUUGUUCCCGUCUCAUCUGCCAGGGUCAAGCAUCUUGUUGGCGCAGACAGUAAGAAGAUUGGCGGUAUGCGCAACAUAAGGGAUGCUCCCUUAAGCCUCUUGCUGACGAGCUUAGAGAUCAUGAUCUGCUCCGCGAAGUGGUCCGUGCGCGAUCUAGCUCACCUGUUGAAAACAAAAGAGAUGUGGAUGUUCCUCCCCGAAGUUCGGGUCGUUUGCACCAGUCGAAGAGUGGAGGUCGAUGUGGGAGGUCUGCUCAUCUAUCCAACCGUCAUGAUCCAACUAUUGAGUCACGAGUAG
Prunus armeniaca (apricot) is the source of this 495-nucleotide messenger RNA. Lineage: Eukaryota; Viridiplantae; Streptophyta; Magnoliopsida; Rosales; Rosaceae. The record is from the annotation of a GenBank genome assembly.